UUUCAGCCCGCGGACCGGAAGCCAGCGAUGGCGCGGAACGUGCUGUACCCUCUGUACCAGCUGGGCAACCCCCAGCUCCGGGUUUUCCGCACCAACUUCUUCGUUCAGCUGGUGCGGCCUGGCACAGCCCAGCCCGAGGACACGGUGCAGUUCCGGAUCCCCAUGGAGAUGACCAGGGUGGACCUGAAGAACUACCUCGAACGCAUUUACAGCGUGCCCGUGGCCUCCGUGCGGACAAGGGUGCAGCACGGUUCCAACAGGAAGAGGGACCACAGGAAUGUCAGGGUGAAGAAGCCCGACUACAAGGUGGCUUACGUACAGCUGGCGCACGGACAGACCUUCACGUUCCCCGAUCUCUUUCCUGAGAGGAAGCCGAGCCCCGAAGGCGACUCUGUGGACAAGGACCUCCAGCAGCAGCUCCUGGAGGAGCAGCAGGCCAGGCAGAGCCAGGACCCGCGGCGCGGCGGUGUCCCCGAGUGGUUCGGCCUGUGAUGGGCCGGUGGGCGCAGGGCUGACGGCUUCAAUAAAGUGCUGCAUGCCUUGAG
Molecule: messenger RNA, 545 nt
Organism: Molossus molossus (Pallas's mastiff bat)
Lineage: Eukaryota; Metazoa; Chordata; Mammalia; Chiroptera; Molossidae
Gene: MRPL23
Product: mitochondrial ribosomal protein L23
Exons: 5
Coding region: 28-492 (154 amino acids)
Biological process (GO): mitochondrial translation
Cellular component (GO): ribosome; mitochondrial large ribosomal subunit
Molecular function (GO): structural constituent of ribosome
Source: RefSeq, a predicted model, not a curated record